UAAGGCCAUACAAAUACAAAUUCUACGCAGAAGUUCUCUAAACAUAUAUCACUGUUUCUCCAUGGCCACUCCUUUAGCUUCCUCUCAAAAUCUAUCUGUCUUUCUCAACAAAAAUCACUGUCGCUCAAAACAACUCUUUCUCCAUACAUUUCCCAAUGGAGUCCAAACCAAUCGGAUUCAUUAUCGAUAUAAUUUACGGAAAUCUUUCAUGCCCACUAGAGUUAUUGAGCCCAAUUCAAGGUUCUUGCCGAUGGAGCCUCAAGAGACUUGCUCUACUCGAAUUAUUUCCACCAACUCCAUGAGUUCAGAUGGCACUGCUGCCUCUUCCACUCUUUCUCAAUCUGUGUUCCAAAUUUUACAUCUACUUGUUUCGCUUGGGAUUAUUCUUGCAAUGGAUAAGUUAUUGAAAAAGGCAUUUGUGGCUGCUGCUAUCAAGUUCCCAAGUGCUUUAUUUGGCAUGUUUUGCAUAUUCUCAGUUCUAUUAAUCCUUGAUUCUACCAUUCCUGCUGCUGCAACAAGCUUGAUGAACUUCUUCCACCCGGCACUUAUGUUCAUACAGAGAUGGCUUCCAUUGUUCUAUGUUCCCUCAUUAGUUGUUUUGCCUCUUUCUGUAAAAGAUAUCCCUGCAGCUUCAGGCGCCAAGAUUUGCUUCAUCAUUGCUGGAGGCUGGUUUGCUUCACUGUGUGUUGCAGGAUUCACAGCUAUUGCUGUAAGGAAAAUGGUGAAAACAGAAAUGACAGAUGCUGAGCCUACGGCAAAACCUUCUCCAUUUUCUUCAAUAGAAAUAUGGUCUUGGAGUGGGAUCUUCCUUAUAUCAUUUGUUGCUGCACUAUUUUAUCCAACUUCACUGGGGACUGCUGCUCGGACGUGCCUUCCUUUUCUUCUAGCAUCCACUGUGUUAGGCUACAUGGUUGGUUCUGGGCUGCCUUCUAGUGUGAAGAAGGUUUUCCAUCCUAUCAUUUGUUGUACACUUUCUGCAGAAUUAGCCGCAGUGGCUUUUGGAUAUCUUUCUCGAUCUGGACUUGAUCCUGUUCUAGGAUAUUAUCUUACAAAAGUGUCUUCUAAUCCUGGAGCCGGUGAUGUACUGAUGGGAUUUUUGGGUUCUGUUAUUCUUUCUUUUGCCUUCUCAAUGUUCAAGCAAAGAAAGCUAGUCAAGAGACAUGCAGCUGAGAUUUUCACAUCUAUCAUUCUUUCAACAAUUUUCUCAUUAUAUUCAACUGCUCUUAUUGGACGUCUUGUUGGGUUAGAACCAAUUUUGACAGUAUCUAUUCUGCCCAGAUGUAUUACUGUUGCAUUAGCUCUCAGCAUAGUAUCAUUAUUUGAAGGCGCUAACUCAUCCAUUACAGCAGCCGUUGUUGUAGUAACUGGUCUUAUUGGAGCAAACUUUGUGCAAACAACACUUGAUAAAUUAAAGUUUCAGGAUCCUAUUGCUCGAGGAAUAGCAACCGCUUCUAGUGCUCAUGGACUGGGAACAGCAGCAUUGUCAGCUAAGGAGCCUGAAGCUCUACCAUUUUGUGCCAUAGCUUAUGCUCUUACUGGUAUAUUUGGCUCAUUACUUUGCUCAGUUCCAGCAGUUAGGCAAAGCUUACUUGCAAUUGUUGGAUAAAUGCAUUCAUUAUUUUGGCUAUUCUCAUCCUCUCAGAGCAUUAUUUAGCAAGUCUUUACUCUUUAGAGAAUAGCCGAUCCCUAUUAUUGGUAGAUAAGGUGCCUGGUGUAUAUUUGUUAAUAUUAACCUGGACAUAAAAGCUAGCCAAUUUUCUAGCAAUGCAUCAAUUUAUUUAUUUACUUA
Hevea brasiliensis (rubber tree) is the source of this 1789-nucleotide messenger RNA. RefSeq names its product plastidal glycolate/glycerate translocator 1, chloroplastic. The record is from RefSeq and is a predicted model, not a curated record. Lineage: Eukaryota; Viridiplantae; Streptophyta; Magnoliopsida; Malpighiales; Euphorbiaceae. Bases 62 to 1606 code for a protein of 514 amino acids. The transcript is spliced from 8 exons.